AUGGACUCUUUUCUGGGUGAGGUGAAUAAGAAAAUAGUUAAUAAUAAAAUUAGGCAACAGAUGCUUGCAAAAGUGGAAACCAUUUCCUCUGAAAAGAAUAAGCAGAUUUCAGUUAACAAAAGGGUACUUUGUAAGGAAAAUCAGAAAAAACAAAGGGAAAAAUUCAUUCAGGAAGUGACAGAAGAGGCGGACACUAAAACGAUCUUAAAUGAUUCAGUACCUUCAGCUCUUAUCCAGAGGCGAGGUGAGAUCGCAUCUGAAAAAUAUGUUGAUCUGAAGUCUAAUAUAGUCAGUAAAAUUCUAAAUAUAAAAGUUAAAGUUCAGCUUUCUGCAGUUACUUCUGAUGCACUUUUACAGAAAAGAAUUAAGCAGGCUAAGAAGCUCUAUAUACUUUUUAAUGCAAUAGAUAUGGAUAAAAUAAAUCGAAUUCAUUCCUUCUUCACUGAUUCUAUCUCAAAAAUGACCAUUUAUAUGGAAUCACAACUUCGUGAACUGAAUUCACAAAAUGAUAAGAAAAAUUCUGACUUAUCAUAUAUCAUUAGUUCAGUUGCGCCUACUGAAUCUCAAGUUUCCAAUGAAUCUGCCUCGAAAAAAAUUGAUACCAAG
Funneliformis mosseae is the source of this 606-nucleotide messenger RNA. The record is from the annotation of a GenBank genome assembly. Lineage: Eukaryota; Fungi; Glomeromycota; Glomeromycetes; Glomerales; Glomeraceae.